Molecule: messenger RNA, 3187 nt
Organism: Bradysia coprophila
Lineage: Eukaryota; Metazoa; Arthropoda; Insecta; Diptera; Sciaridae
Product: transmembrane channel-like protein 7
Cellular component (GO): plasma membrane
Molecular function (GO): mechanosensitive monoatomic ion channel activity
Source: RefSeq, a predicted model, not a curated record
CUACAAUGGAACGAUGGUUCUCUUGUGUUGUAACAAACAAUCGAAAUUGAAUUUGGAUAACUUUUCCGCAACAUUUAUGACUGAUAAGACGUGUAUGUGAAUUGAUAACAGCUUUUUGUGGUAAAAUCAUUUAGUCAAAAUUGAGUUUCGUUUACUUUCAAUUAACGCGAGUGACCGUAAAGUACACAAAAGUAGAUAAAUCACUUCGUGACUUUCAAUCGACUGAACAUUUUUUUUUAUUUUCCCUUUUUUUUACAACAUUUUUUUUGUUGCUUGUGUUAAACUUGAUGCUAAUUCGUCACCUUAAACGUAUACACUUGUAACAAUGUUCGAUUGCUCAAUUUUCGUUUGGAUUUUUAAGUCGAAUUAAAUCAGUGAAAAUUGUAACAAAAAUAGACUUUUUGUGAUCGCAUAAUACACCGUGAAACCAAAUCGAUAUUUAGUCGAGGCAAUGGUGCAAUAAAACAUUUACCAACAAGCAAAACUGAAUCAUAAACAUAAUGUCAGGCGGAAAGGACCGAAAGUCAAAGAAUAAAGCCCAAGGAUGGGAAGAGGCAGGCUCCGAAUUCUAUCAAGAGAGCUAUCCCACCGAUUUGGAAGGCGCAAUUCAAAAAGAUCCAUCGGCAAUUGCCACGUUACUUCCGUCGAAACAAAAUCGCUUCGCGACGACUCGUCGCGUACGUCCUGGACAGCAAGAUACCAAAACUGCGAAGAGGCGACAGAGUAGCACUACCGUUAAUAGACGAAAGAAUUCGACCGCACGACGAGGAUCUCAACACCAUGAAGUUCAAGUGGCAAUGCUACCAGAUUUGUCAGAAAAUCUCACCGACGAAGAACGUAUUUGGGAAGAGAUCCACGAAAUUAAAUCAAUGCCCGUACCAAUGGCUCAAAAGAAGGAAAUGAAAGCUCAAUUGCAGAAUGCAACCAAACUACGAUUGCAGGGAAUCGACCAGAUAAAGUGGCAACGGCGAAAAGCCUGGCAGCAGUUACAGACGAAAUGGAUUGAAUUUUACACGAAAAUGGAGCUGUGGCGCAAUUCGCUGAAAACGAUUGAAGGAAAUUUCGGCACUGGUGUCGUUGCGUACUUUCUGUUUCUGAGAUGGUUGAUGUUUUUGAAUUUGGCCAUUUUCGUGCUGAUAUUUUCGUUCGUUGUCAUCCCGCAGACUGUAUUGGAAGAACCCACCGACAAAGACUGUGAUCUUCUUAGUGAACCAAAUUCAACUGAAUGCUGUGCAGCUAGUUACAUGAACGACACGACAAACAAUGACUUCUUCAUACUGGACAUCAUACAAGGAACUGGCUUCAUGGAGAAGACCAUGAUGUUCUACGGUUUCUACACAAACAAAAUAUUCGGCUACAAUGCGUACGUGAACAGCAGCAUCAUUACGUUCGACAAUCAACUGUACUACGAUCUACCACUUGCAUACGUUACCGUCAGUGCGGCUUAUUUGCUAUUAUCAUUGAUAGCUAUUGUCAAGGCUGCGUCGAGGGAAUUCAAAGAUCGAUUGGUCGAAGGAGAAGGACAAUUUUACCAGUACUGUAAUCUGGUGUUCGGCGGUUGGGAUUUUUGCAUUCAUAACGAGAAAUCGGCAAACAUAAAGCACAAGGCAAUUUACAACGAAAUCAAAGGAUUGCUGCAAGCUAAACGAAUGGAAUUCGAGCGUCACAAUCGGUCCAAAGAGGUCAUGUUCAAAUUGAUAUCGAUUCGGUUGGCCGUGAAUCUUUUCGUUAUUCUGAUCCUGAUCUGUGCAGGCUUUGUCAUCUACCUGCUGUUCAGCUUGACGUUGGAUCACCUGAAUCCGACGAAUCAAUCAGCUAAGUCAUUGUUCACAACCUUCCCGGCAAUGUAUGCAUUUAGCAAUGGGUCAAACGGUGAAUUAAGUAGCCCGAAUGCAUCGCCGAUACGCAUGUACCGAGACAAUUCGAACGCUUCCAUCCAAGAUGUAAUGAUGAACUUAUUCUACGAAUUCCUGCCAUACUUAGCCAUCGUAUUUCUGAAUCUGGUUGUUCCCGUCGUCUUCAACUAUUUGGUUCAAUUUGAGCGAUAUUCACCGAAGUUUGUCAUCAAAAUAACGCUGUUGCGCACGGUGUUCUUGCGGCUGUCGUCGUUGGGAGUGUUGUUGAGCCGCUUUUACAUUCUAGUCAGUAGUGAUCAAGACGACAACGUUGACUGUGUUAAUAACAAGGAAGGGUCACUGGUAUGCUGGGAGACAUUCGUUGGUCAACAGUUUUACAAGCUGUUCAUAACCGAUUUUGUAACGCACAUCUUUGUCACAUUCUUCAUCAACUUUCCCCGCUCACUGCUUGCCAAACACUCGGACAAAAAAUUCGUGAAAUUCAUCGGCGAACAAGAAUUCGAACUGUCCAAACACGUUCUGGACGUAGUGUACUCCCAAACGCUGUGCUGGCUGGGAAGUUUCUAUGCUCCGUUCUUACCGGCUAUUGCAGUGGUGCUCAACUUUAUCAUGUUUUACAUCAAAAAAUUUGCCUGUCUCAUCAACAGCAAACCGUCGCCAAUUCUAUAUCGCGCAUCGCGUUCGAAUUCACUGUUCAUGUUCAUAUUGCUGCUAUCGUUUGUCGUCGCUGUGGUUCCAGUAGUGUACGCCGUCGCCGAAAUACUACCAUCCCGAUCGUGCGGUCCAUUCCGUGGACUGGAUUCCGUAUGGGAUGCGGCCAUAACAGCGUUCAUGAAACUUCCCGCAUUCUUUCAAAAUAUAAUUUUCUUCUUCGGAACGGCCGGUUUCGCCAUACCGUGUUUCGUUGUGCUCACGCUAUUCCUGUACUACUAUUAUGCUGUGUCGGCGGCCAAUAAGCAUAUGGUCGAGGUGCUAAAGAAUCAAUUAGUGCUCGAGGGUCACGACAAGCAGUUUCUGUUGAAUCGUUUGAGUUCGUUUCUGAAACAGCAACAGGAAUACCAGAAGAAAGUGCGUCAAGCCGAACACCAUCGGGGUGAGUAUAGGAACGAGGAGGCUUGAAAAUCGAUUUCUUUGUAUGGAAUUUUUGUUUAUUUGUAAUUUGUAUAAAUUGCGAGCAUUUAGGCGAAUAACAAAAACAAAUUUUAGAGAAAAGAAACGGAGGAAAAAGACAAAUUGUGAUGUUUUUACUGAUUUUAAUUUUAAUUUAAUUUAAUUUUUUUAAAUUUAAGGGAAGCCAUCUGUAAAUAUAAAUAUUUUUUGUAUUUAUUUUG